Molecule: messenger RNA, 1996 nt
Organism: Phytophthora nicotianae INRA-310
Lineage: Eukaryota; Oomycota; Peronosporomycetes; Peronosporales; Peronosporaceae
Exons: 2
Coding region: 1-1881 (626 amino acids)
Biological process (GO): nuclear-transcribed mRNA catabolic process, deadenylation-dependent decay
Cellular component (GO): mitochondrion
Molecular function (GO): 3'-5'-RNA exonuclease activity
Source: RefSeq, a predicted model, not a curated record
AUGGCCACCUCGAGGUCACCUAAUGAUACCCGCGUAGCCCACGUGAGCUUGGAGCCGCAUGCGACGCACCUCACGCUGCAGCUUCGCCUACACGAUGACCGCAAGAGCUUCUACCGCCCUUGCACUGAGAAAUUAGACCGCGUACGCUACCGUCUGCAGCUUCUGGCGUCCAAUGUAUCAAUCCCCGGAGGCUCCAAACGCAAGAACAAGCACAGGAACGGCGGUACAGCGCCCACAAUCCCCGUCAAAUUCCUAGACGCUGACAGCCAAGAGAUUAACGCCAAGACGGCGACUCUUCUGGCGUCCAAUGUAUCAAUCCCCGGAGGCUCCAAACGCAAGAACAAGCACAGGAACGGCGGUACAGCGCCCACAAUCCCCGUCAAAUUCCUAGACGCUGACAGCCAAGAGAUUAACGCCAAGACGGCGACUGUGGGUGACGCACUGAUGCGCACCAAGCGCCUCCAGGUCGGAUCCGAGACCUUCAUAGUACUCCACAACCAGCCGGUAGUGACGGGACUGAAGGUUCUGGAGCCCGUGAUGGCUGGUAUUACAGUAAAUCCUCUACUUGAGACGCAGUUCUGCACUGCAGACGCGUGUACGUGGCGCUGGUUUCGUCGUGGCAAAGGAGAGGAGAGCGGUGGGACAUUAGUGAGCUCUGAGAGAAGAUACACACCGACACAGGAGGAAUUAGGCUGCACAUUCUACGUGGAGUGUCAUGCGCCAACGAUGCAGUCGGAGUAUGCAGGAGACAGCAAGGCAGAGACCGUCACGGCGUCUGUACAGCCAGGACCCAAUCGAGACGUGUUCAAGGAGAGGCGACAGAUGGGAGAAACCAGUGCUGCUGACAAGUAUCCUGAUGCUAAUGAAGCUUUCCGAGUCAUGAGCUAUAACGUGCUGUAUGACGGCUAUGCAACCUCAGACCACGCCAAGAAGGACUUGUUCUCGUAUGUGGAUGACAGUGUCAUGAAGGAGACGCGUCGGAUCCAGCUCAUUCUCCAGGAAAUUGAGGAAAACAACAGCGACAUCGUCUGUCUUCAAGAGAUGGGAGAACACAUUUACAAGUUGUUUUUUGAGCCGAUGCUGGCUUCGAUCGGCUAUCAUGGAUUAUACUCGGACAAAACUGGAACGACCAACGAAGGCUGCGCGACGUUCGUCAGAACUUCACGCUUUGAAGUGAUCAAAGAAGGCACUUUAAACCUUUCGAUUGCCGUCAAGAACUCGACAAACCCAGCAGCACAGAGUCUUUUACAGGACUUUCCAGAACUUGCCAAGGGUAUCGACCGUAUCCCGUCGAUCGCACAGUUGCUCGUCUUGCGAUCCAAACUUGACCCAACUCGAACUCUGAUUCUCUCGAACACUCAUCUGUUCUAUCGGGGAGAUGCACAUUUGAUCCGGCUGCUGCAAGGUGCUACGGUGGUAGACACCGUAAGUCAGCGAAAAGCUGAGCCAGGCUUCGAAAACGCAGCUGUUGUCAUGUGUGGAGACUGGAACGCACACCCUCGCUCAGCGCUCGUAGCUUUCCUUCUAGAUGGACAGAUCGACUCAAGCCACAGACACUGGCAGCAAGCCCCGUCUUUCCGCUGGAACUUGUCUCGAGUUGAAGAGAACGAAGCUAAUGGUAGUGUGGUAAGCACUGAGGUCCGUCCGAAUCGCUUUGAGCAUGCGCUUCAACUCGUGAGCGCGUGCGGCAUCCCGGCAUUUACGAAUUAUGUGACGAGUUUCGUGGACACCCUGGACUACGUUAUGGUCGGAUCCAAGACGCUGCAAGUUCGUGACGUGUUCCCUUUAUUCACCGAGGAGGAAGUGACGCAUGAAGUUGCACUACCGUCGUCCACCUUCCCGUCAGACCACGUCUCACUUGUCUGUGAUUUAACAUGGUGAAUUCACAGUAUGCAGCAACCUGCUAGAAUAAAUUUGGCCUUAGUAUUGCCUCCAGGAAACAACUAUUUUUGCUGCUAAGCCUGUCACUUCGAGAUUUUAUUGUGGAGCUCUCAAU